This is a messenger RNA of Talaromyces atroroseus, 753 nucleotides long. RefSeq lists its product as hypothetical. Gene Ontology annotation, molecular function: cysteine-type deubiquitinase activity. The transcript is spliced from 2 exons. Lineage: Eukaryota; Fungi; Ascomycota; Eurotiomycetes; Eurotiales; Trichocomaceae. Gene Ontology annotation, biological process: ubiquitin-dependent protein catabolic process; protein deubiquitination. Gene Ontology annotation, cellular component: cytoplasm. Bases 1 to 753 code for a protein of 250 amino acids. The record is from RefSeq and is a predicted model, not a curated record.
AUGGCAGACCACCCUGAUGCCCCCAGCAACAACAAGGCCUUUGUGCCUCUGGAAAACAACCCAGAGGUGAUGUCACAUCUCGUGCACCAACUCGGUCUCCCAACAACCCUCGGAUUCACAGACGUCUUCUCCAUCGACGAGCCCGAACUCCUCGCCUUUGUACCGCGUCCCGCAAACGCUCUACUUCUCGUGUUCCCCGUGUCCAAAACCUACGAAGCCUCGCGCGUCGCCGAAGACUCCUCGUUACCCGACUACAGCGGCACCGGACCCGACGAGCCCGUUCUUUGGUUUAAGCAGACAAUACGCAACGCAUGCGGUCUAAUCGGACUUUUACACGCUGUUAGCAAUGGCGAAGUGCGCAGCCACAUCAUCCCCGGCUCCGAUCUGGAUAAUCUACUGCGCGACGCGGAGCCUCUGAAACCGGCCGAGCGCGCUGAUUUGUUGUAUGAUAGCAAGGCUCUUGAAGCCGCGCAUGCUGAUGCCGCGAAACUGGGCGAUACCGCUGCCCCAGAGGCCGAGGAUCAGGUUGAUUUACAUUUCGUAGCCUUUGUUAAGGCGCUGGACGGGGGUUUGUGGGAGUUGGAUGGGCGUCGGAAGGGGCCUUUGAAAAGAGGACAGCUCGGUCCCGAUGAAGAUGUGCUCAGUGACACGGCGCUCGAGCUGGGUCCAAGACGCUUUUUGAAGAAAGAAGCGGAAGGUGGGAAGGGAGAUUUGAGGUUUAGCUUGGUCAGUCUGGGGCCGGUCUUUGACUGA